ACUGAUUUUGACGUUUCACAAUCAGCUGUUGAAAAAAUUUAAAAAAGAUACAAACAUUUCAAAAUGAAACUUAUUGUGCAGUAUUUAGAAAUAAAUUACGAAAUAGAGGCAGAUGAAGAAAUUUGCAAUAAAAUCUUAACAGAUCCAGUGUAUGCCGCAGCAUUCAUGGAACAAAAUUUGAGUGCACAAAAUGCAGAACAUACGGAGGAAGAUUCAGUGUCUACUCCAACAAAUCUUGAUUAUGCACAAGAAAACACAGGCAAUAUAGAGAAAGAAUCUUCUUGGGAGCACCGCACCGUUCUUCUGUUUUUAGAAGAAUGUAGCAGGCAUAAACAUGAGCUAAGAAACCCAAAAAUCAGGCGCAGUAGUCUAUAG
This is a messenger RNA of Eupeodes corollae, 375 nucleotides long. RefSeq lists its product as uncharacterized. The transcript has 4 exons. The coding region runs from base 64 to 375 and encodes 103 amino acids. The record is from RefSeq and is a predicted model, not a curated record. NCBI's taxonomy places the organism in Eukaryota, Metazoa, Arthropoda, Insecta, Diptera, Syrphidae.